This is a messenger RNA of Necator americanus (New World hookworm), 969 nucleotides long. RefSeq lists its product as uncharacterized. The transcript has 9 exons. Gene Ontology annotation, biological process: molting cycle, collagen and cuticulin-based cuticle; endocytosis. Gene Ontology annotation, cellular component: cytoplasmic vesicle membrane; plasma membrane. The record is from RefSeq and is a predicted model, not a curated record. The coding region runs from base 1 to 969 and encodes 322 amino acids. NCBI's taxonomy places the organism in Eukaryota, Metazoa, Nematoda, Chromadorea, Rhabditida, Ancylostomatidae.
AUGCGGCUCUCGAUACCAAACACGGAGGAAUUUAUGAAGCGAAUUUUCUACCGACUCGGUUUAUCUAUUGGCUACCAUCCAUGGCGGUUCAUUACUGGUUUACUACUUUUUACGGCUAUUACCUCAAUUGGUUUUGUAAGAUUUCAUCAGCGUAACAAUGCACGUGUCACUUUCACCGAUUCUGAUUCUGCAAGCCAUAAAGAAUCACAAGUUGUUGAGGAAUUUCUUCAACAGAACGGGACACUUAAUAUGAUAGAGGUGAUGAUUGAAGCGAGGGAUAAUGGUAGCCUGUUAAGGGAAGAUCAUCGUAAACAAGUAUGGGAUUUAGUUUACGAAAUUUCAAACAACAUUUCCAUUCAAGACUCGUCAGGACGUUCCUUGACCUAUAAGGAUAUGUGUGAUCCAUAUUGCCAGAAAAACGAUGCCUUUUACGCUCUUCUAAAGCUCUACAACCAAAAUUUCUCCAGAGUCGACAUUACAUAUCCGACUAUGGAUAUACUUGGCAAGCAAGUUUUUAUUGCUGCAAACGUUUACGAUGUGAGCGUCGAUCACCAAACAAACGUUCUCAAAAACUUCCGUACCAUAAUACUUCGUUAUUAUAUGGUAUAUCCAGAAAAUAAGCCGUUACUAGCUUGGGAACAAAAAUUGGUGACCCUUCUUUAUGACUCUUCCAAGUAUAAUCUCUUACGAUGUGGUGCAGCGUCCGACAGUCUCGUUGCGAACGAGGUCCGAGAUAUGGGAAACAAGACAGCUCCACUUCUGAGCAUCUCUCUGGCUGUCCUCAUGGUGUUUUUGAUGUUAUGUUCGUUUAGAUACAAAAGAAGGGAAUCAAAACCGUUCGAAGCACUUCUCGGAGGUGCAACACCACUGCUCGCAGGAAUAACAACCGUCGGAUUAGUAUCAGCGACCGGAUUGGCGUUCCAAUCGAUUGUUGUUAGCACUCUUUUCCUGCUACUAGCUAUUGGUUAG